AUGCCGGCUCCUGAAGUUGUGGAAGAUGGGUCCAUUCCUUUCUGCUGCCUCCAACAUAGGACACUGAAAGCCGUCAUUAAAAUGGAAAACAUAACUAUUCUAACUACUUUGAUCUCUACUUUGAAUGCUCGAGGCCUUUCGUGCUUCGUUACAUCGAUAGGGCUUGGUGGAAGUUGUAGUUCAGGGAUACCUCCACAAACUUUUCUAUUCCCUACCAUUGAUAUUUCGCUUACACUUUUGAAAACUCCUCCUGUUGGUACCUUACCGAACAAGUUAUUUCGUGAACGGUUUGGAUAUCGGAUGCUUUUUAUAGAAGGAAAGCGGAGGGAAUGGUUCCCUCAAAAACAUUUCCUUGCAGACUUAGGUACUCGGGGGGCAUACAAUCACCAAUGGUUUCUGGAAUUUCUCCCAGACAAUUUGCAAAUCCUCAGAAGCAUGCCGGCUCCUGAAGUUGUGGAAGAUGGGUCCAUUCCUUUCUGCUGCCUCCAACAUAGGACACUGAAAGCCGUCAUUAAAAUGGAAAACAUAACUAUUCUAACUACUUUGAUCUCUACUUUGAAUGCUCGAGGCCUUUCGUGCUUCGUUACAUCGAUAGGGCUUGGUGGAAGUUGUAGUUCAGGGAUACCUCCACAAACUUUUCUAUUCCCUACCAUUGAUAUUUCGCUUACACUUUUGAAAACUCCUCCUGUUGGUACCUUACCGAACAAGUUAUUUCGUGAACGGUUUGGAUAUCGGAUGCUUUUUAUAGAAGGAAAGCGGAGGGAAUGGUUCCCUCAAAAACAUUUCCUUGCAGACUUAGGUACUCGGGGGGCAUACAAUCACCAAUGGUUUCUGGAAUUUCUCCCAGACAAUUUGGUUUUAGAGAUAUCCAAUGCAUUUAUAUGGUGUGCUUAA
Messenger RNA from Ilex paraguariensis (yerba mate), 894 nucleotides. The record is from the annotation of a GenBank genome assembly. Lineage: Eukaryota; Viridiplantae; Streptophyta; Magnoliopsida; Aquifoliales; Aquifoliaceae.